Exophiala oligosperma is the source of this 624-nucleotide messenger RNA. RefSeq lists its product as uncharacterized. The transcript is spliced from 2 exons. The record is from RefSeq and is a predicted model, not a curated record. Lineage: Eukaryota; Fungi; Ascomycota; Eurotiomycetes; Chaetothyriales; Herpotrichiellaceae. Bases 1 to 624 code for a protein of 207 amino acids.
AUGCUCCGUGGCUCCAUGGAUUCUCACAAGGCUGCUCCGAGGCCAGCUAAUCAACGUCGUGCUCGAUGGCGCGAGAGAUGUCGCCGGCUACUGUCUGAACAUAUUCAAAAGCACUUGGGGAUUGAAGUGGCCCCAAGAGAGGUUCGGUUGAUUCCUGAGCCAGAUUCAUUAUACGAAUGGGAUUAUUUGCCAGAGCGACAGCAUUUGUUCCAGAAGCAGAUCAGCAAACACAAUAUUGCAGCAUGCAAAGAGAUUGCUGCCGGGAUUGGAGAAUCCAUUUAUGCCGUCUCACGGGGCGUGCCACGGUCGACGACUGUAGAGACUCAAGUUACUGGAAAUGCUCUCUAUCAAAAUCUGCAAGAAGCCUCAAAAUCGCGCAGUUUUUCAUCUAUCGUCAUGGAGCUCACCGAGCGUACGAGAAUUCAGUCUUCUCAAUUAACAGAAGCUAGAAAGUUAAUCGAGGAAAGGGACGAUACUGUCGGAUGUCUACGGACGCAGAACGAAGAGGGGGAGAGGCGCAUAGUAGAGUUUGAACAACAAAUCGCCACAGCCUUAGCAAGAUUCAGAGACUUCCAACAUUGUGUCAAUACCUUUCAGGAUGACAUAAUGAGCGUCCUAAGAUGA